UAUUGUUUUCACUACCUCCAGCUUAUCUGAAAAGCUGGAGUCAAGAGCUUGGUGAAACCCCUGGUAAAUAAAGCUUAGAAGCAAAACCAACAUAUCUUAAACAUAAUGGUAUGUAAAAGUGGAUCGAACUUUCGUCAGGCAGUUUCGGAGAGGAAAAGUCUACACUAUGGCAGCAAUUCUAUAAGAUGAAACUUAUUAUUGUACAAAUGCUGGUAAAACAACAAGUCACAUCCUUCUCAUUAAAGAUCAAUGAAUAAGGUGCAAAGCUUGAUUCUAUAUGUGCAAUAAUUGUCUGACUAUUUUCCAUCACUUUCCCACUCUUCUUUAAUGACAUGAUGAGCAAGUCUUUUGCGUAUUUGUCUUUUAAAAUAGCUUUUGGGUCACUCUCACCAUCUUCAUAUCUCAAAAUAUGGCCUACCCCUCGACAGACCACGUCUUGGUGGAUCCAUCUAUAUAUAUCAUUCCACCCCUUUCCUCGUCACCUCCCAAUUCCAAGCUUGCUACACAUUUUCUUCUUUUUGCAAAAUUGCAACUAGUUAGCCUGCUAACUUUUGUGCACCAUGGGCAUGGCUGAUAAGAGCUUGGCGAAGAGGAAGGCUGGGCUGAUCACCAAGACGCUGGACAGGUGCUGGAGCACACCAAUGAGGAACAAGCCUGCAGAGGGCUGUUUCUCUGUCUACGUCGGUGCCGGGAGGCAGCGGUUCGUGGUGCGGACAGAGUGCGUGAACCACCCGCUGUUCCGGGCGCUGCUCAAGGAGGCCGAGGAGGUGUUUGGGUACGCAGACGCAGGGCCCCUCGAGCUACCCUGCAACGCCGAGGCGUUCGCUGGGGUGUUGGAGCAGAUCGAGGAGGAGAAGCAGAUGGCAGGGGGAAGGAGGUGCGGCCUCGCCAGGGGGAAAUCCUACCGGCUGCUUGGCACCGGUCAGGCUGUCAACAUCGACCGGUCGUAGCAUAUGCAUUGGAUUGGAUGAUGCCGAGUUGAUGAGCUCUAAGUUUUGUUGAGCUCGCAUUCUGGGGCUAUCAUGUACACAUUUGGAAGCAACCUUAGCAUUCCCAAGUAUGGUAAACAGCAGCAUCAUAUACUGGGCAAAUGAGAUACUUUUUUUUCUUCUUCUUUUUCUAUUUUGCAUUUUUUGUGGGAAGGCAAUGUUAGAUGUUGAUGUGUUUUCCCCUCCUAAGUUGUAUUAUCUG
Messenger RNA from Triticum aestivum (bread wheat), 1191 nucleotides. RefSeq names its product auxin-responsive protein SAUR50-like. The record is from RefSeq and is a predicted model, not a curated record. Gene Ontology annotation, biological process: response to auxin. Bases 561 to 950 code for a protein of 129 amino acids. The transcript has a single exon. NCBI's taxonomy places the organism in Eukaryota, Viridiplantae, Streptophyta, Magnoliopsida, Poales, Poaceae.